GGAGUAUAUACCGUAUACCGAUAUACCGUACACCGAGUAUAGUACAUAUAAGUGAGAAAUCAAGAUGGCACCCAACCCUGAAUUUCAUUGAGAUUGAGACACAGGUGUCACUCGAUUCGUAAGAAAAAAUACAUGUCUAUAAUCUACACACUCCAUAAAAAUCCACCUGUGUAUUUAGUGUACUGUAAAAAUAUUUUUUAUAUUUUACUCUAUCAUAUUUAGAAUAAUUCCGAUACAUAUUAACAUAAACAAGUGGUGCAAUUUAUAGUUUUAAUAUUAUUAUCGUUAUGUUAUUUUAUUGUGAAGAACAAGUUAGUCAUUGAAAACAAUUGAAUGAAAACAAACAAUUAUUCAUCUUGGAACAAUCGAUGAGACUGAUUAAAAGUAUCAACAUUAUUUUUGUUUGUUACAUAAAGUAAUCCAUGGUUCAAUAAAUUAAUUAAUAUACAAUUAACAACACGAUAAAUAGUUUAUAAAAAUGGAUCGCUCACAGCACAGUAUGACUUUUACCGGCGGUGAUAGUAAUUUGCAAGACUAUUGGGAGGCUUAUCAAAAAAUGAUUGAGGAAACUAAAAUGCUUGAUGACUAUCUCGAUGAGGAGUCUAGUCCACGUAGCUAUGAUGAAGGAGAAGAAGAAGCCGAAUGGCUAAAAGCUGCCGGCCUAGGGGAAUUAACAGAGCCAUGGAAAGCGGGACGAGAAAUUCAGCCGGAAGAAUUGGGUGCUGCAUUGCGUACAUUAUCGCGUGCGCAAGCUGAAGCUGUAAAACGUCGUGUCAGGUCGCUAAAUCACACUGUUAAACAAAGAUUUAAUCAGCGUACUAGAGCACGUAAACCAGACAUUCGUGAUGUAUUCAAAGAUGUUGAGGUAUCGAGCGUAGGCACCAGAUCCCGUAGUGCGACACCAGAUUCAUUAGACAGUGUCCACGAUUCCGGAGAAACACCCGAGAGUGCCUCCCCCCCUUCGCCGCCCACCGUAGUGAAUACAGCCGUCGGGCCCCAUCACACGAGUAUAAACAUUCCGAGUUUCGUUUCGAUUUUCCACCGAAAUUCCCACGAUGAAAAGGACUUCAAAGACGGAAAUCGUCAGUCGUCAUCUAUCAGCACCCACAAUCACAAUUUGUCGAUAGUAACGCCAACGCCUCUGCCAGUCCAGGAAAUAUUCCGACGCACUGGGCAUCACUGGUCCCACGGUGGAGACAUAGCCAGCGAUUCGGAGGGAAUUGAAUUGACUGCGUACCAGAGACUGGGGACGAUAAGCUUGGCCAGACCGAUCAUCCAGCACCGAAGUGGAAGCGACCCCAGCGAAGUCGGGACUGAGAAGCUCGAUGCAAAAGUUGGGAAUGAUUACUUACGGACGGAUAAAAUCAGUGACCGCAAGGAAACUCUUAAAAGGGGCAUCAGUGGAGGCACCAAUCAUGCAAGUGUCACCCGAAGUCACAGCAGCUUGCACAGAACCAGACCAGCGGACCAUAUUAUCACCAGACCGCUCAACAGAACUUCCUCGCACGACCAUUUGAGUUUCGAGCAAAUGUGUCGAGCUAAUGAGUCCAUGACUGGAGUCGUUUCCUCCCAGGAUGACGAUGACUGGAAUAAUGAGGCAGAUCAGGACUUUGACAGAAGUGCGGUUGAACUCCUGUCCCAGAGGGACUUGAUGAGGCUACAGUCGUUGUUGUGGCUCGAACUUACUGCUGUAUUUGAUAAAUACAACUUGCCGCUGAUUAAGAGGAAGCCCAAUAAACGGAGGCAGAAAGCUGGUAAUUUAUUCAGCGUAUCAUUGUCAACUCUUCUGUUACGCGACAGUCAGUUGACAAACGAAGAAAACAAUAUUCCGCUGAUAUUCCAAAAACUUCUUACGGAAUUGACCGAGCGCGGAAUUAAAGAAGAGGGAAUCCUCCGAGUUGGCGGGAACAAGCAAAAAGUUGAGCAGCUUUGCACAGAAUUGGAGACGGAUUUCUACAGCAAGCCUAAGGAAGCUGACAAAUUAAUACAGCGUACUCCGUGCCAUGAUUUAUCAGCGGUGCUAAAAAAAUUGCUGCGUGAUUUACCUCAACCUCUGCUCACCGUAGAGUACAUCGACGCGUUCUAUCAAAGUCACGGUGUUAAAAGUCCCAGUGAUUUAUCGUACUCGUUGAAUUUAUUGGUGUUGUUGCUGCCAGUGGAGCAUCGCUGCACGCUGAAAGCGCUGCUUAAAUUUUUAAAAUUAGUCAUUGAUAAUCAGAGUUCAAACAAAAUGUCAAUUCACAACGUUUCGAUGAUCGUCGCGCCGUCAUUAUUUCCCCCGAGGUAUAUUUAUCCACGUGAUCGCUCGGAUUUGAGUGCUCAGGUAAACAUGGCUGCUGUUUGCUGUCAAUUAACAGAAGCGCUCCUCAAUAAUGUUGAUAAGUUAUGCAAUGUUCCAAGCAAUUUAUUUAAUCAACUGAGAAGACAAUCUGAAGAGGACAGGUAUCGUAAAUAUAAGAAGAAAUAAUAUUAUCUUUUUUGAUAUUUUUAGCUUUUGUUUUUAUGCGAUGGAAAAAAAAAAUUUUACUUCAUUCAAAAGGAA
Cotesia glomerata is the source of this 2542-nucleotide messenger RNA. RefSeq names its product rho GTPase-activating protein conundrum-like (gene conu). Gene Ontology annotation, molecular function: GTPase activator activity. The transcript is spliced from 6 exons. Gene Ontology annotation, biological process: regulation of small GTPase mediated signal transduction; signal transduction; regulation of actin filament polymerization. Bases 479 to 2467 code for a protein of 662 amino acids. Lineage: Eukaryota; Metazoa; Arthropoda; Insecta; Hymenoptera; Braconidae. The record is from RefSeq and is a predicted model, not a curated record. Gene Ontology annotation, cellular component: cytoplasm.